AUGGCUCGACGUGAAGCCGCGUCUGAUUCUACGCAGCCCGCCGGAGCCGCCGGGCCAGAGGAACGUCUAAUUCAGCUGCGCUUGCUCGUCGACGAACUGACCGAAGAGGAACGUCGACACUUUCGCAUCGACCACUCGAUCGUCAACACUGCCGAGCCCUUCAUCGCGUUUGUGACCGAGUGGACGCGUCAGCACUUUAACUGCACCCGCAACGAAGCCUUUGAGCGAAUGAAGCGUGGUUCCGACCCGAACGGAUUGCCAAUCACUUUGAUGAUUCGCGCCGUGAUCGAAUACGCCAUGCCGGCCAGCCGUGGCCUCGAACCAGCGAUGAUCGCCGACUUGGGUGAGGAGACCGCCCGCCGAUACCUCGCCGAGAUGAACCGCAUCCGCGAUCUCGCCAUAGAUAACCCAAACGCCAUGGCAGGCAUCAUGCAGUUCGAAACGCUCAACCUUCCUCGAGACGUCAGGCGCAAGUACUUGCUGACCCGCGAAACCGCUGAGGCUCAUUGGGAGGCUUACCUGCGAGUCAUCACCGUGUGUCGCUUGACGCACAUCUGA
Molecule: messenger RNA, 558 nt
Organism: Kalmanozyma brasiliensis GHG001
Lineage: Eukaryota; Fungi; Basidiomycota; Ustilaginomycetes; Ustilaginales
Exons: 1
Coding region: 1-558 (185 amino acids)
Source: RefSeq, a predicted model, not a curated record